CUUUCAUCCAUCAAUUCCAUCUUCGCAACCACUCAACACAUCUUCAUUCGAAGCCUCGCACUUCUCAGAAGCGCGGCCAUUGUUGAUUCGGAAUACUAGGAACUUACUGAUCUCUUUGCCGGCGCCAAUCGCCCCCUCUCAAUCAUGUCCUCUCGUUCAGGUACCACCCUCUAUGUCACCGGGUUUGGUCAUGGCACUCGUGCUCGUGACCUUGCCUACGAAUUCGAACACUAUGGGCGACUAGUCAGAUGCGACAUUCCAGCUCCUCGAACUGCCUCAAGCCGACUGUUCGCCUUUGUCGAGUACGAGAGCCGCCGAGAUGCUGAUGAUGCCUAUCACGAGAUGCACAACAAGCGCAUCGGUAGAGACGAUGUGCUUAAGAUCGAGUGGGCUAGGACUCCUCCGUCGGCUACCUGGCGGUACGAAGCUGGACGUGGCGGCGGCCGCGAGGGUCGUGACAGCCGUGAUGGUCGUGAGCGACGCGACCGUACUCCUCCACGACGCAGCUAUCGCUCUCCCUCUCCUCGUCGCCGAGACUACUCUCCCCGCAAGGACGAACGCCGAGACCGUGACCGAGAGCGGGAUCGCGACCGGGACUACGACGACCGCCGCCGCUCCCGCAGCCCAGCUGAUAGGGACCGUGACCGUGACAUGAAAGAUGAUCGGGACCGACGCGACGAUGAUCGGGACGUAGGAAAUGCUGACGAUCGCAAAGCCGUGGACUCCCCUCCUCCUGCUCACGACGAGCUCGACACUGCCGAGUAAACACAUGGUAUCGCCAUCAUGAAGCCACCAAUUGUGCUGCGCUCGAUGGAAACUUCGAGGCUUGGAAAAGUGCUAUUCGAUGUGGGAAGACAUAGGUUUCUCUUUUUUAUCAUUGACACCUUUGCAUUGAUGCUUUCGCAGCAAGGCACAACUGAACAAGGCAAACAACCACAGCGGUUGGUAAUUGACUUGAUACGAGGUUAGACCGACUUCGAGCGAACGAUGCGAGAUCGAUCCUGUUCGAGCGAACGGUUUUCGGGCACAACCAUUACUUCGAUAGCGUAUCCUAAUCGAUCGAGACCUCGAUACGAAAUGUCGGACGAUACCUAGAACGCUUCUACCGCCGCUCUUCCCGCCUCCUGCCCUUCGACACACCAUGAUCGUCAAGCCUCGUCUGUCACCGUCCUCGCGCCGCGUCGUAUCCUGUCUCGCCGUACCGUCAACGUCGUAAACCCCUCGCACAGCCCUCAGACAUCCGGCACCUAUUUCUCAGUCCAUCUCGAACUCUUUCACCAACCCUCGGUCCUCAACCCAGCCACGCCUCUCACCAGUCUCCGCCGUUUUAGCGAUGCCGGUAUUCCUGUGCAGUCCUGCAUAAGUGAACCUGCCAAUUUCUCUUUCACGUCGCCCGCUCACCCCUUCUUCAUCGAAAUCCCUUCCUCCUUUUGCUUCACUUGUGGUAGCCCAAGAGCUACGAGCCCUUAUUAUGGUGAUCGACACACAGUCUCAUCAGGGCCAAAACCAACGGUAAGUAGAGUAAAACUAUUGUAUUGACUUGAUUCACUCUUGCGGUAGAUGAGUCUGCCAGUAAUACAGAUGGAUUC
Exophiala xenobiotica is the source of this 1589-nucleotide messenger RNA. RefSeq lists its product as uncharacterized. Gene Ontology annotation, cellular component: nuclear speck. The coding region runs from base 145 to 765 and encodes 206 amino acids. Gene Ontology annotation, biological process: mRNA splicing, via spliceosome. The record is from RefSeq and is a predicted model, not a curated record. The transcript has 4 exons. Gene Ontology annotation, molecular function: RNA binding. NCBI's taxonomy places the organism in Eukaryota, Fungi, Ascomycota, Eurotiomycetes, Chaetothyriales, Herpotrichiellaceae.